This is a messenger RNA of Hemisphaericaspora subhashii, 1398 nucleotides long. It is a transcript of the gene FUM11, whose product is annotated as fumarase. NCBI's taxonomy places the organism in Eukaryota, Fungi, Ascomycota, Pichiomycetes, Serinales, Debaryomycetaceae. The transcript has a single exon. The record is from RefSeq and is a predicted model, not a curated record. Gene Ontology annotation, biological process: fumarate metabolic process; tricarboxylic acid cycle; malate metabolic process. Gene Ontology annotation, molecular function: fumarate hydratase activity. Gene Ontology annotation, cellular component: mitochondrion; tricarboxylic acid cycle heteromeric enzyme complex. Bases 1 to 1398 code for a protein of 465 amino acids.
AUGUCUGACGAUAAAAGAAUUGAAUCCGAUGCAUUCGGUGAAAUUGCAGUUCCAUCCAAUAAAUAUUGGGGAGCCCAAACCCAAAGAUCAUUAGGGAAUUUUGAAAUUGGUGAUAUCAAAAUGCCAAUCCCAAUUAUAAAAGCAUUUGGAGUUUUAAAAAAAGCCGCCGCAAUUGUUAAUGAAUCUUAUGGAACAUUAGAUCCAAAAUUAUCCGAAGCGAUUAAAACUGCAGCCACGGAAGUUAUUGAUGGGAAAUUUAAUGAUAAUUUCCCCCUUGUGAUUUAUCAAACUGGUUCUGGAACCCAAUCUAAUAUGAAUGCAAAUGAAGUUAUUUCAAAUAGAGCGAUUGAAAUCUUGGGUGGUGUUAAGGGGACUAAGAAACCUGUUCAUCCUAAUGACCAUUGUAAUAUGUCACAAUCAUCUAAUGAUACAUUCCCAAGUGUGAUGCAUAUUGCCGCUGUGACAGAAAUUCAAGAACAAUUAUUACCAAAAUUAAAAGAUUUACGAGAUGCUUUGGAUGCUAAAGCUAAGGAGUUUGAAGAUAUUAUUAAAAUUGGUAGAACUCAUUUACAAGAUGCAACUCCAUUGACAUUAGGACAAGAAUUCUCGGGAUAUGUUACCCAAUUAACUUUUGGUAUUGCCAGAAUUGAACAAACCUUACCUAGAUUAUCACUCUUAGCCCAAGGUGGUACUGCUGUAGGUACUGGAUUAAAUACCAAAAAGGGGUUCGACGUCAAAGUAGCUGAAGAAGUUUCCAAAAUCACCGGAUUACAAUUCGAAACUGCCCCCAAUAAAUUCGAAGCCUUAGCUGCCCAUGAUGCAUUUGUCGAAGCUCCAGGUGCUUUAAACACAUUGGCAGUAUCUUUAUUUAAGAUUGCUCAAGAUAUUAGAUAUUUAGGUUCUGGUCCAAGAUGUGGAUAUGGUGAAUUAUCUUUACCUGAAAAUGAACCCGGAUCUUCAAUUAUGCCGGGGAAAGUUAAUCCAACUCAAUGUGAAGCUAUGACUAUGGUUUGUGCCCAAGUUAUGGGUAAUCAUACUACUAUUACUUUCUCAGGUGCCUCGGGACAAUUUGAAUUGAAUGUGUUUAAACCAGUUAUGGCAUAUAAUUUAUUAAGUUCAAUUAGAUUAUUAGGUGAUGCAUGUAGAUCAUUUAGAUUACAUUGUGUUGAAGGAAUCAUUGCUAAUAAGGAAAAGAUUCAUAAGAUUUUACAUGAAUCUUUGAUGUUGGUUACUGCUUUGAAUCCAAAGAUUGGUUAUGAUAAUGCUUCUAAAGUUGCUAAGAAUGCUCAUAAGAAGGGUAUUACCCUUAAAGAAUCUUGUUUAGAAUUGAAGAUGUUAACUUCUGAAGAAUUUGAUGAAUGGGUUAGACCAGAAAACAUGAUUGGUCCAAAGGACUAA